AUGCCAGGAGCCAAAAAAGAUUGGCGUCAAUGGCAAAAAUGUUGGCAUGACAUGAAGUCAAAGACGAAGGGAAAACUGUCGAAAAUAAAAUCGCAGAUGGGACAAACGGGAGGAGGUGAACCACCAGAACAGGUUUUAAGUGCAUGGGAGGAUUCCUUAUUAAAUAUAAUUAGACCUACUGUGUGUGAGGGCCAUAACAGUUGUAUGGAGUCUGUAAUAGAAGUUGAAUCGCAAGAACAUGUCGAAAAUGUAAAUGAUCAUGAUUAUGUAGUAAAUAAAGAGACUGAGAGAAAUGAUCCAGUAGAUACUACGGAAAUGUCGGAUUCGGAAAAUCUUCCUCCUCAAACAAGUGUUCAAAGAAGUUCUAAAAAUAAAACCCCUUUAGGCAGGAGACAAGAAGUAAAACAAUCAACUGAGGCUACAAUAAAUUUGACAAAUGUAACUAAAAAAAGAAACGUCAUUAUAAGUAAUUAUUAUACGCAGAAAAUAAACUUACUUCGUGAAAAAAAAUGA
This is a messenger RNA of Psylliodes chrysocephalus, 513 nucleotides long. Lineage: Eukaryota; Metazoa; Arthropoda; Insecta; Coleoptera; Chrysomelidae. The record is from the annotation of a GenBank genome assembly.